Messenger RNA from Magnusiomyces paraingens, 1614 nucleotides. RefSeq lists its product as uncharacterized. NCBI's taxonomy places the organism in Eukaryota, Fungi, Ascomycota, Dipodascomycetes, Dipodascales, Dipodascaceae. Gene Ontology annotation, cellular component: COPII-coated ER to Golgi transport vesicle; Golgi membrane; endoplasmic reticulum. Gene Ontology annotation, biological process: retrograde vesicle-mediated transport, Golgi to endoplasmic reticulum; endoplasmic reticulum to Golgi vesicle-mediated transport. The coding region runs from base 1 to 1614 and encodes 537 amino acids. The record is from RefSeq and is a predicted model, not a curated record. The transcript has a single exon.
AUGGCAAGUUUUCAUUAUAAAUGGCUGAAGCGCAUGGACUUCUAUGGCAAAGUCUCGCCAAAGUACAUGCGUCGCAAAACAAACUACCCGUUAUGGCUACAAAUGAUUAUUAUCAUUUUCCUCGUAUUUGUACUCUGGGGCCUGGUCCUGGAUCACCUCGAGGCAGAUGAGCUCUACAGCUUCCGUGUGGAUGGUGGUGACUCAGUUGAAACUUCUCUUCAAAUCAAUGUCGAUAUUACAGUUGCUACACCAUGCUCGGCACUUAUUGUCAAUGUCCUUGACAAAUCAAACGAUCGCAUGUUUGCAUCUGAAGUCUUACAUCUUGACGAUGUCCAAUUCCAAGCACCUGUAGAGGACGUGAAUGCAGCCGGAUAUGCUGGUAGCAGUUUUAACUCUGCUGAUGAUCCGUUAGCCAAUACCCCUAAUGGCAAGCACAUUCUAGGGUUGCUUGAGCAACUUGCUCCACCGGCAGAAAUUUCUGCCCCAGAACUCGAGUCGCGUUCGCAAUCGCUUCUCUCAGUACUGCGCUCAGCAAAACAAUCAACAAAAUAUCGCCGAUCUACUCCUCUUCCAGCUCAAAUUAAACACGACUUGGCUGCAGAUUCUCCUGAUGCUUCCCCGCCGAGCGAGUACACAGAUGGGUCUGUGGGCUGCCGCGUAUAUGGAAGUUUCCCUGUUACCAAAGUUCAGGGAACUCUUCACAUUAUUUCUAAAGCUGUGUUUCUUAGCGGCGGCCGGAUUUCAAGUGCUGAAAGACGAUUACUUACUUCGCAGGCAGCACGCGAUGACAUGUGGCUCAAGCACCGUAAUAGGUUCCCUCCCUCACACUAUAUUUUCACCCAAAUCAACUUCACCCACUACAUUGAUGAGCUUUCGUUUGGCGCAUACUACCCCAAAGUUAUCAAUCCGCUUGAUGGCACACGUUCACACUGGCCUGUGCGCGCUCUGCGCCAUCGCGUUGCUACAUUUUUUCGAUCAACCAAGUCCACGGAUUCUGACAUGAAGUCGGCAUCUCCAGCACUUACAAAGAAAAUCCAUAAUUUGAUGAGUGAGUUUCGUGCGCGUGCCUCAGCAAUCUCCGCUUACAAUUACUUUUUGUCAAUUGUUCCAACAACAUAUAAAUCUUCACGCACUGGCAAAAGUGUGGCUACAAGUCAAUAUGCCGUUACAGAACAGGUCCGCGAUUUAUCGUGGGAUUAUGUGUUUGAUAACGGCAAUUUUGGUCCGGAAUUUGUGGAGGACUUACCUAAUGAGGAUGAACGUUUACAACUGGAUGCUUUUAAAAAGGCCGUGCUGGAAACUCACGGUGAUGAAGAACGCAUCAAGAAUAAUGCCUUUUCAACAUCCUCAAUGCAACCUCCAGGAAUUUACUUUCAGUACGACUUGGAUCCUCUUCUAUUAGAGAUUACGGAAACAAGAACAUCAUUUUUAUUGUUCUUAGUUCGUCUAGUGAAUAUCCUUGCUGGUAUUUAUGUCCUCUCUAUUGCUUUUGUGACCUUUGUGAUUGAUCGCCGCGGUGGUACGGGUUCAAAGGGUGUUUCUUCUGCAAGUGAAAAGGAAGGAUUACUUGAUGAUAAGACGUUCUUAGAGAAUGUUGCAUAUGCGCCAAAUUAA